Carassius carassius (crucian carp) is the source of this 1268-nucleotide messenger RNA. Its product is annotated as glycosyltransferase 8 domain-containing protein 1-like. Gene Ontology annotation, molecular function: glycosyltransferase activity. The transcript has 10 exons. Gene Ontology annotation, cellular component: Golgi apparatus. The record is from RefSeq and is a predicted model, not a curated record. The coding region runs from base 146 to 1243 and encodes 365 amino acids. NCBI's taxonomy places the organism in Eukaryota, Metazoa, Chordata, Actinopteri, Cypriniformes, Cyprinidae.
CGUGUUCUCUGCAGGACUCAAGGGUAACUGGACUUGUUGAUGUUGAGUUGGCGUUUUGGAUGAAGAGCCGAAGAGAGUCCAGUCAUUAUAACAAAGCACCAGCAGUUUUCAUGAAUUUCAAAUCAAGUGCUGUUGAUCGAGUGCCAUGACCGUACGAAGAGUGAAUGUGGCUAUUCUUGUUCUGAUUCUCGUCGCCUUUUUAAUUAUUUUGCAUCGAAAUCUGCUGAAUCUCAAUGAUUUCCUGAAGCAAGAGAAUCAAGACACCGCUCCUGGGAUGGUCCUGCCCUUCGAGACGGACUUCCUGUCGGAUCAUGAGGUCAUCAGGUCAGGAGAUGAGAUUCCUGUGGUCAUCACCGCUCCAGAGGAGAGACUGGGAGCUGCUGUCACUGCCAUGAACAGCAUCCACCGCAACAGCAAAGCCAAUGUAGUGUUCAAUAUAGUGACACUAAAUGAGUCGGUGGUCCACCUCAGAACAUGGUUGAGUAAGACUGACUUGAAGCACAAAAUUAUCGUAUUUGAUCUGAAGAUCCUCGCAGGAAAGAUUUCUAGCGAUCCUCAGAAGCUGGAGGCAGUGAAGCCGUUGACCUUUGCUAGAUUCUUCCUGCCAGUUUUCUUGCCGGAUGCAGAGAAAGCUAUUUAUCUGGAUGAUGAUGUUAUUGUACAAGGGGACAUUCAGGAGCUUUUCGACACCAGUAUUAAGCUGGGACAUGCUGCAGCUUUCUCAGAGGACUGUGACUCUGCAUCCUCUAAAGGCAUCGUCAGAGGAGCUGGAAAUCAGAACAGCUAUAUUGGUUUUUUGGACUUCAAAAAAGAGGCGAUCAAGAAGCUUGGAAUGAAAGCGAACACUUGCUCGUUCAAUCCUGGAGUCUUUGUGGCCAAUUUAACUGAGUGGAAGCAGCAGAAUAUCACCAGGCAGCUUGAGUUCUGGAUGGAGCGCAAUGCCAAGGAGGACCUUUACAGUAAGACUUUAGCAAACAGCAUCACAACGCCACCUAUGCUCAUUGUAUUCUACAAGACCCACUCAAACAUCGAUCCACUGUGGAACGUCCGACACCUCGGGGCGACAGGAGCUGGUAAUCGGUAUUCACCUCAGUUUGUUAACGCUGCCAAACUUCUCCAUUGGAACGGACAUUAUAAACCUUGGGGAAGAUCCUCGACUUAUUCUGACAUUUGGGACAAAUGGUACAUUCCAGAUCCCACAGGCAAAUUCCACCCAAUCCGAAGACAUGCUGAGGAAAAAUAAACUCUGAUUUGGGCUACAUGAAGGA